This is a messenger RNA of Brugia malayi, 1104 nucleotides long. Its product is annotated as putative GTP-binding protein C02F5.3 in chromosome III, putative. Gene Ontology annotation, biological process: cytoplasmic translation. Gene Ontology annotation, cellular component: cytoplasm. Gene Ontology annotation, molecular function: GTPase activity; GTP binding. The transcript has 7 exons. Lineage: Eukaryota; Metazoa; Nematoda; Chromadorea; Rhabditida; Onchocercidae. The record is from RefSeq and is a predicted model, not a curated record. The coding region runs from base 1 to 1104 and encodes 367 amino acids.
AUGGGUAUUGUUGAAAAGAUCCAAGAAAUUGAGCGUGAAAUUAGCAGGACACAAAAGAACAAGGCCACCGAAUAUCACUUGGGUCUUCUGAAAGCAAAAUUAGCAAAGUAUAGACAGCAGUUAUUGGAACCAACAACAAAGGGUGGUACCAGUAAGGGUGAUGGUUUCGAUGUGAUGAAAAGUGGUGAUGCUCGAGUUGCAAUGGUUGGUUUUCCUUCAGUAGGUAAAUCGACAUUGUUGUCAUCACUUACAACAACAGAAAGUGUUGCAGCUUCUUAUGAGUUUACCACACUUACAUGUAUACCUGGUGUCAUCGAGUAUGAGGGAGCCAAUAUACAGUUGCUUGAUUUACCCGGUAUUAUUGAAGGAGCAGCACAGGGUAAAGGUCGAGGAAGACAAGUUAUAGCAGUGGCAAGAACAGCUGAUAUUAUUUUGAUGAUGCUGGAUGCCGCAAAAGGUGAAAUGCAGAAAGCUCUUCUUUCAAAAGAACUGGAAUCAAUGGGUAUUCGCCUAAACAAAAAGCCGCCAUUAAUUUAUUUCAAACAAAAGAAAAUUGGUGGAGUGAAAUUUACGCAUAUGGUUCCACUAACACAUUGUAAUGAGAAGCUAGUAAUGACUGUAUUACACGAGUAUAAAAUUUUCAAUGCUGACGUCGUUUUCAGAGCUGACUGCACAGUGGAUGAAUUGAUUGACGUUAUACAAGGAAAUCGUGUUUAUCUUCCAUGUCUUUAUGUAUAUAACAAGAUCGACCAAAUAAGCAUGGAGGAAGUGGAUAGGUUAGCUCGUCUCGAACAUUCAAUUGUUAUUAGUUGCGAAAUGAAACUAAAUAUGGAUUACAUGGUCGAAAAAAUUUGGGAAUAUUUGGCACUUAUCAGGAUAUAUACCAAAAAGCCUGGAAAUGCACCUGACUUAGGACCACGCGAUGGCUUAAUACUACGACGUGGAGCAACAAUUGAACAUGCUUGCCAUGCCUUACAUCGUAAUCUUUCUGCAUCAUUUCGUUAUGCAAUUGUUUGGGGUACUAGCGCGAAGUUUUCACCUCAACGAGUGGGCAUUCACCAUAAGCUUCACCACGAAGAUGUAGUACAAAUUGUCAAAAAAUAA